AUGAUGGAUGAACGACGUGUGAAGAAACUAACGGAACAAUUGUCCUACAAUAGACAAAUGUAUCGAGAAGAAGUAGAAUGUUUUUACUGUAAUGUCUGUCGGCGAGGUAUCACGGAUGAGUUUUAUCUUCGUGCUGGCCCGAAAAUCUACCAUGAAGCAUGUUUACAAUGUUCAGUGUGUCAACAACAUCUCGAUGAGCAAUCUACAUGUUUUUUCAAAGGAACGCGUAUUGUCUGUCGACAGGAUUAUUACAGAUAUUUUGUUCAUAAAUGUCCUAAAUGCGAUCGUUUGAUAUCUCCGAAUGAUUGGAUCCGUCGUGCAUGCGAUUAUGUUUAUCAUUUAACAUGUUUCGCCUGUUACACGUGCGAACGACAACUAUCAACAGGUGAAGAAUAUUCACUAGACAAUGGUCAUAUUCUAUGUAAAACACAUGUCAUCGAUGGAAAUGAUGACAAAAACGACGAUCAAAAACAGAACAGAACGAAGAGAAUCCGAACGGCAUUUAGCGAAGAACAAUUACAAGUAUUACAAGCAAGUUUUGAGAUUGAUCAAAAUCCAGAUGGACAGGAAUUGGAGCAUAUUUCACAAAUAAUAGGAUUGAGUAAACGGGUUAUUCAAGUUUGGUUUCAGAACACUCGAGCUCGACAGAAGAAGCAAAGAUCCUCAUCGCGAACACGAUCGACUAGUAGUAGUAGUAAUUGUUCAAUUUCAAACGACAGUGAAACGAACCGACAUCGACAUGCAUCAAGUCGCUCUUCUACGAAGAAAAGAUCGACUACAAUGAAGUUCGAUCAUCGAUUUCAGCUCUAG
Messenger RNA from Adineta ricciae, 810 nucleotides. Lineage: Eukaryota; Metazoa; Rotifera; Eurotatoria; Adinetida; Adinetidae. The record is from the annotation of a GenBank genome assembly.